Molecule: messenger RNA, 1788 nt
Organism: Mucor mucedo
Lineage: Eukaryota; Fungi; Mucoromycota; Mucoromycetes; Mucorales; Mucoraceae
Exons: 3
Coding region: 1-1788 (595 amino acids)
Source: RefSeq, a predicted model, not a curated record
AUGCUCCUAAUCAGUUUUUUUGACGAGUUUUUCCGCGGAUUGACUGAUCUUGCCUUCCUGUUGCUGUGGUUUUUUUGGUGCUUGACCAAGUUUGCUUUCUUUUUCCUUCGGGAGAAGAUAAGCAGUGACUUUGUGUCUCUUUGGCGUGGUGUGAGAAAAAGACGUGUCAAUUAUGACAAUGUCUGUGUCCGUUGGGGUGAUGAUGAUGCCCUCAUCGCUGACAUUAGACGUCUUGCAGCUGAGCCUUCGUCUUCUCGCGUUUGUGCUUCUUCCGCUGUUCCCGUUUCUCUUCCCUCUGCCGGUUCUCUCCCUCUUCGUGAGGUUAGCAACCAACCUUUUGCUUUGGCUUCUCUUUCGCCCUUGCAAAAAUCAGGGUUCGGCUGUUACAGCCUCGAUUGCGUUUGUGUUGUCGGUUUGCCUUGCCUUUCUCCUGGGUUUGUGCCUCCACCCCUUCAACCUUACCAGCCCAAAUCCCAUGUUCCUGCCUUUGCUUUCGCUUGCGAAGCUAUAGUCCAGGCAUGGGUACAAGAAUACGCACCUGUUCUUGUUUCCUCUGCGGUUUCUUCCCCUUUUGGGGAUAACGUAGAUCCAGCGGUUUCUUCCCUUCAUAGGGAUAACGCUGAAGAAGCGGUUUCUUCCCCUUGUGGGGAUAACGCUUUCUCUGCGGUUUCUUCCCUUCUUAGGGAUAACGCAGAUCCAGCGGUUUCUUCCCUUCAUAGGGAUAACGCUGAAGAAGCGGUUUCUUCCCCUUAUGGGGAUAACGCUUUCUCUGCGGUUUCUUCCCCUUAUGGGGAUAACGUAGAUCCAGCGGUUUCUUCCCUUCAUAGGGAUAACGCUGAAGAAGCGGUUUCUUCCCCUUAUGGGGAUAACGCUUUCUCUGCUGUUUCUUCCCUUCUUAGGGAUAACGCAGAUCCAGCGGUUUCUUCCCUUCAUAGGGAUAACGCUGAAGAAGCGGUUUCUUCCCCUUAUGGGGAUAACGCUUUCUCUGCGGUUUCUUCCCUUCUUAGGGAUAACGCAGAUCCAGCGGUUUCUUCCCUUCAUAGGGAUAACGCUGAAGAAGCGGUUUCUUCCCCUUCUGGGGAUAACGCUUUCUCUGCGGUUUCUUCUCCUUAUGGGGAUAACGCAGAUCCAGCGGUUUCUUCCCUUCUUAGGGAUAACGCUGUCCCAGCGGUUUCUUCCCUUUUUAGGGAUAACGCUGAAGAAGCGGUUUCUUCCCCUUGUGGGGAUAACGCUUUCUCUGCGGUUUCUUCCCUUCUUAGGGAUAACGCAGAUCCAGCGGUUUCUUCCCUUGCUAGGGAUAACGCUGAUGAAGCGGUUUCUUUCCCUUCUGGGGAUAACGCUUUUACCUCGGUUGUUGGUGGUGCUUCCGUGUCUGGUGUGGGCGAUGAAGGUUUGCUUUCUCCCCUUCCUUCUCCUUUCUUCCGCGGGGCGUUUGCUUCCCCGGAGUUGGUUCCUCUUCCGUCCGCUCUGUCCCGUCUUCCCCCUUUGGAGGAUGAUGUUUUGGGUGGCAAGCGAAAAACUCCCUCUCCUUCCCCCACCACAUCUCCCCGGGUAUAUCCCGUUUCCUCUCCUUGCCUUCGAGCAUCGUCUCCUUCUGGAGAAACCACUUCUUUUGUGGUUGAUUAUUCUGGUGUUCUGACCCCCCCUCGCGUGAUUGCCAGGCCUAGGCUUUCACGCGCCAAGAAAAACAAGAAGCCGGAGUUGAAGUUGCCCUUUGCUGCUGAAAUGCAAAACGACGUUGAGCCGGAGGAACCGGAUACGAAGAGAGUUCGCUCGCGGGAAUCGUAG